AUGGAUGCGCGAUAUCGUCUUAACAAUGAGCUUCAACGAAUCGGUGUAAGAACUGAGAGAACCGGCAGCGCGUUCUGUGAUCGAAAAGGCUCCGAUGCCGUGCUGGCGAUAGUCCGACAGGGCUCACAGCAACUUGUGAAUGACCUCAGUCGGUUGUGGCACAUGGAUGAUCAAUGCAAGAAGGGCGUCGUGUUCCUCUUGAGCUCCGAUGAUCGACGCUUAUACUUCGCUGCUCAGCCUAAGACGCUGUCAAUUCUGAUGAACUGCAAUCGAUAA
Messenger RNA from Cooperia oncophora, 276 nucleotides. The record is from the annotation of a GenBank genome assembly. NCBI's taxonomy places the organism in Eukaryota, Metazoa, Nematoda, Chromadorea, Rhabditida, Trichostrongylidae.